AAUUUCGGUUCGAUUUUAGUUUUUCGGCGCCAUUUUCGAGUGAAGGAGCUAAGUAGUAUGACUGCUUUUCUUGACUGGUGACUAUUUUCCCGGGUACAAUGUGAAUUUAUGUCUUGUCUGCAUAGGACAGCAGCAAAAACGGCUUGAGAACAAGAAAAAAAAAAUCGGGAUUUGUAUGACAAGCGAAACUUCACGAAGAUUAAUUGAGUUUUAGAUUGAAAUCAUGCCGAGCAAAUCAUCAAAAAGUUCGACAGCGGCGAAGCCGAAAGGAAAGCAUGCUAACCUUGUAAUUGAAUCCCAAGACGAGAUGGAAUUGCCACCAAAAGAAGCGAUCAACGAGAAGAAAUCGGAAGUUAAUGGAAACGGCACACCCGAAGUCGCAGUAGAGGCUGUUGAUAAUCGAAGUUUAGAGGAGAUUUUGAAUAGCAUCCCUCCUCCUCCACCCCCAGCAAUGACCAAUGAACCGGGAGCUCCUCGUCUAAUGAUAACCCACAUUGUUAAUCGAAACUUCAAAUCAUAUGCUGGCGAGAGAGUUUUGGGGCCUUUUCAUAAGCGUUUUUCCUGCAUUAUUGGGCCUAAUGGCAGUGGAAAGUCAAACGUAAUAGAUUCAAUGUUGUUUGUGUUUGGGUACAGGGCCCAAAAGAUAAGAUCCAAAAAACUUUCUGUGCUUAUACACAAUUCAGAUGAGCACAGAAAUUUAGAAAGUUGUACAGUGGAGGUUCAUUUUCAAAAAAUCAUCGACAAGGAAGGUGAUGAUUAUGAGGUCAUUCCAAACAGCACAUUUUAUGUUUCAAGAACUGCCUACAAAGAUAACAGUUCGGUAUACCAUAUCAAUUCAAAAAAAGCAAACUUCAAAGAUGUUGGAGCUUUGCUCCGUAGCCAUGGAAUAGACCUGGACCACAACAGAUUUUUGAUUCUCCAGGGUGAAGUGGAACAAAUUGCUAUGAUGAAGCCAAAAGGUCAAACUGAGCAUGAUGAAGGAAUGUUAGAAUACCUGGAAGAUAUAAUUGGCUCUCAAAGACUGAAGGAACCAAUUCAGAUCCUUUGUCGUCGAGUUGAAUUAUUAAAUGAGCAUAGAGGAGAAAAGCUAAACAGAGUUAAAAUGGUAGAAAAAGAGAAGGAUUCCCUAGAGGGGGAGAAAAAUCGUGCCAUUGAGUUUCUUACAUUGGAAAAUGACAUUUUCAAAAAAAGAAAUCAUGUUUGCCAGUAUUACGUUUAUGAUUUACAGAGAACAGUAAAUGAUCAGGAGUUGCAAAAAAAAGCAAUCAUUGAUGAUACAAAAGAGCUUAAUGAAAAAAGCACCAAACUUGCAGAAGAGAUGAAUGUGAAGAACAAGUUGAUAAAGAAUGUUGAAAAGAAAAUGGGUAAAAUCACAAAGUAUAUUGAAGAAAAAAAGGGAAAGUUUGCUGAGUUAGAUUUGCAAGAUGUAGAUGUGCGAGAGAAAUUAAAAAAUUCAAAGAGUAAAUUAAAAAAACUGCAAAAGCAGCUUCAAAAAGAUAAAGAAAAGGUUGAUGAGCUGAAAGAUGUGCCUGCUAACAGUGAGAGAAAGAUUCAGGAAGCAACCAGAAAAAAAGAAGAGAUGGAAAAGCAAAAAAUAGUAGAAGAAGAAAAAUUAAAGAAGGUUAUGGAAAGUCUGAAACAAGAGACACAGGGUCUUCAGCAAGAAAAGGAGGAGAAGGAAAAAGAACUGAUGGAGUUAAAUAAAGCAGUAAAUGAAUCGCGGUCUAAAGCAGAUGUAGCCCAAUCAGACUUAGACAUAUAUGUUAGUCAUCAUAAAACUGCCUUAAGUCGGCUGAAUAAUGCAAAAGAAGCCCUGCAGACUGCCACAGAAACACUCAAAGAAAGAAGAACCGCUAUUAAAGAAUUAGAGAUUCAGAUACCCAAAUGUGAACAGGAGCUUCAGAAGGCAGAAGAAGAAUUAAAUCGGGUUAUGAAAAAUGAUAGUGAAAUGAGAGAAAGUGUGACAAAACUUCGCCAGAAGGUGGAAGAAGCUAAAAGUUCCUUUUCUUUAAACCGCAGUCGUGGAAAUGUUCUUUGUUCUUUAAUGCAACAAAAGAAGAGUGGACAAAUUCAUGGAAUAUUUGGAAGACUGGGAGACCUUGGAGCAAUAGAUGAGAAGUAUGAUGUUGCUAUAUCAUCAAGUUGUGGAGCUCUGGAUAGUAUUCUUGUUGAUACUAUUGAUACUGCUCAAAUUUGUGUGAAUUUCCUCAAAAGUCAAAAAGUGGGUGUUGCUACAUUUAUUGGUCUGGAUAAGAUGAAAGUUUGGGAAAAAAACAUUGGAAAGAUUCAGACCCCAGAAAAUGUUCCAAGACUUUUUGAUAUCAUUAAAGUACAAUAUAAGGAAUAUAUGCCUGCAUUUUAUUUUGCUUUGCGUGAUACUCUUGUGUGUAAUAACUUGGAGCAUGCCACUCGGUUGGCCUUUCAGAAAGAUAAACGAUGGCGAGUUGUUACAUUAUUGGGACAGAUUAUAGAGCAAACUGGCACUAUGACUGGUGGUGGAGGCAGAGUAAUGAAGGGAAGAAUGGGAUCAUCAUUGGUGUCUGAAGUUUCGCAGGAAGAAUUGGACAAUAUGGAGAAGGAACUUCAGAAAGACUUUGCAGCUGCAAAGGCAUGCCAAGAACAAAAGGUCCAUCUUGAAGAAAAAGUUCACACCCUGAGGCAGAAUAUUCGGGAAAUGAAGAACACUUUGGAGAAGUAUACUGCUAGCAUUCAGAGUAUGUCUGAGCAAGAGUUUCAGCUGAAGACGCAGAUCAAAGAGCUAGAAGCAAAUGUUGUAGCUGCUGUACCAGACAAAACCAAACAAAAACAACUUGAAGCAACAGUGGAAACUCUAAAAAGUGCUUUUGAGAAUGCUGCUGCCAAAGCUAGUAAAGUUGAAGCAGAAGUCAAAAGACUGCAUAAGCUUAUUGUUGAUAUCAAUAACCACAAAUGCAAAGCCCAGCAGGAUAAAUUAGAUGAAGUCAACAAAGAAAUAGAUGAAUGUACAUCUGUAAUAACCAAGGCACAGGUUGCUAUUAAGACUGCUGGAAGAAAUUUUAAGAAAGCUGAAGAUGCAGUUGUUCGCACAAAUCAGGAGAUUGUAGACUGUGACAAAUUAAUAGAGGAAUUUACACAGUCUUUAAAAAAGCUUGAAGAUGAGGCUACUGUCAUUAUGAAUGAAUGUAAAGAGGCUGAAGCUGAAUUGCCUGUAAUACAGGAAGAACAUAAAGCUGUCCUUCAGGACAUUAAAUCGCUGCAAGAUGCAGAGCAUGCACUUCAGAAAGAAGCUUUGAAUAUCCGACUAAAAAUUGAGCAAAUUGAAAGUCGCAUUGCAGAGCAUCAAACAAAAAUAAAACAUUGGCAGAAAGAGAUGUCUAAAAUAUCUCUUCACGUAAUUGAUGGCAAGCCUCUUGAAGAGCUUAAUGUUAUGACUCAGGAGGAGCUUGAAGCUACUACUGAUCCUGUUGCCAUAAAUAAUCAGAUUGUACUUCUAGAAUCAAAGUGCUUGGAAAUGAAACCAAACCUAGGUGCUAUUGCAGAAUAUAAAAAAAAGGAAGAAUUGUAUUUGCAGCGUGUUGCUGAGCUUGAUGAAAUUACAAAUGAGCGUGACAACUUUCGGAGGGCUUAUGAAGAUUUGAGAAAACGGAGGCUUAAUGAGUUUAUGGCAGGCUUCAAUAUAAUCACUAAUAAAUUGAAGGAAAAUUACCAAAUGCUAACUCUUGGGGGUGAUGCAGAACUGGAAUUGGUGGACAGCCUAGACCCAUUUUCCGAAGGAAUUAUGUUCAGCGUUCGCCCGCCUAAAAGUUGGAAGAAGAUAUUUAACCUUUCUGGUGGUGAGAAAACCCUCAGUUCGCUAGCUCUGGUUUUUGCACUUCACCAUUUUAAGCCAACACCUUUGUACUUCAUGGAUGAAAUAGAUGCAGCCUUGGACUUCAAAAAUGUCUCGAUUGUUGCCUUUUAUAUUUAUGAGCAAACUAAAAAUGCUCAAUUCAUCAUUAUAUCAUUGCGCAACAACAUGUUUGAGAUUGCUGACAGACUUAUUGGUAUCUACAAGACGCACAACACAACAAAGAAUGUUGGAAUAAAUCCAAAAGUAAUUGCUGCAAGAGACCUGCAGGAUAUGCCAGCUGUAAGAUAAAGUCUUCUGGAAAAUCUUGGGGGCUUCAAAGAUUAUGCUUCACAUUGCGAGUCCUGUUUUUACUUGUUAUGAUCAUGACUUAUUUAAUGUUUUUUAUUUUUUAUUUUUUUUGUCAUUUAUGUACAUAGAU
This is a messenger RNA of Polypterus senegalus (gray bichir), 4247 nucleotides long. It is a transcript of the gene smc4, whose product is annotated as structural maintenance of chromosomes 4. The record is from RefSeq and is a predicted model, not a curated record. Gene Ontology annotation, cellular component: chromosome. Gene Ontology annotation, molecular function: ATP hydrolysis activity; protein binding; ATP binding. Gene Ontology annotation, biological process: mitotic chromosome condensation. Lineage: Eukaryota; Metazoa; Chordata; Cladistia; Polypteriformes; Polypteridae.